AUGACACCCGAGCAGGUGCUUGGGUGGUUCAUCGUCGCUACGGAUGCGGCGGCAGCUACGGCAGUGGCGGCUGCGGGGCGCCUGGCUCAGCUGCACUGGGAGAACUCACAGUAUAACAAGCGCGUUGGAGUGAUGCUGCUGCCCAAGUACCCCCGCGUGGGUGACACGGUGCAGCACUAUAUGCACAUGGGCAAGCACAGAUUCGAGAAGAAAGAGGGAGAACACUUCUCUGGGAAGGUGUACAAAGUUGUGGGAUACACGGCAGGCAUGAACCACAGGUUCAAGAUCGAGGAGAGGGACGUGCCAGAGCAGGGUGCGGUGGUGCAGCAGGUGCUGCAGGAGUUCAAAUACGACGAGCUAUUGAUUGUGCCCCCUGACGCAGAGGGCAUGGAAAGUAACGUGGUCCUGGAAGCCCGGAAGAGGCUGCAGUGUUCCCUGCACAGGAUGCGGAGAGAGGGUUUGCAGCCGGCGCCUGGUGAUGACAGUGAAGUCGUUGGCGCAGACGAUGACGGUGGUGGUGACGGUGAUGGCAGGGGUGGCAGGGGUGCAGCAGAGGCGCCCCCCGCCGCUGUGGCGGGCACAUGGCAGCUCCGAAUGUGGCGUCAGACCGAGCCUGCACUGGCACCUGUUUGGCGCCGCCAAAUGUUGGCCUAA
Volvox carteri f. nagariensis is the source of this 654-nucleotide messenger RNA. RefSeq lists its product as uncharacterized. Bases 1 to 654 code for a protein of 217 amino acids. Lineage: Eukaryota; Viridiplantae; Chlorophyta; Chlorophyceae; Chlamydomonadales; Volvocaceae. The transcript is spliced from 2 exons. The record is from RefSeq and is a predicted model, not a curated record.